Zasmidium cellare ATCC 36951 is the source of this 2181-nucleotide messenger RNA. RefSeq lists its product as uncharacterized. Gene Ontology annotation, biological process: pentose-phosphate shunt. Bases 1 to 2181 code for a protein of 726 amino acids. The record is from RefSeq and is a predicted model, not a curated record. Gene Ontology annotation, molecular function: transketolase activity. The transcript is spliced from 3 exons. Gene Ontology annotation, cellular component: cytosol. Lineage: Eukaryota; Fungi; Ascomycota; Dothideomycetes; Mycosphaerellales; Mycosphaerellaceae.
AUGACGCUACUCGAGGUUUCCCAUCCAGCAGGCCUUCACACCGCGAAAGUCCUCCGCGAGCAUUCCAAAGGUCGAGCUUCUGUUUCAAACGCCGAAGUCGAGGAACAUUCACCACCACGUCCCCAUCCCAAUACGAUUAACGACGACGAUUAUGCCGUUCUGAGUGCUCGCAACCUACUUUUCGACAUCUGCAAUCAGAAUGGAGGUGGCCAUGGUGGUUCAGCCAUUGGCAUGGCUGCGAUUGGCGUUGCUUUGUACAAAUACGCAAUGCGAUAUAACCCAUCGAAUCCAGAAUGGUUUGACCGGGACCGGUUUGUUCUAUCCAAUGGUCAUGCCGCAAUGAUCCUCUAUGCAUUCAAUCAUCUUGUUGGCUAUGAUGACUGGACGAUGGAAGAGUUGAAAGGAUAUGGAAGUGCUAAGCUCGAUGGCUUCACUACACUAUGCCACGCACACCCUGAAAUAGAGGUUCCCGGGGUGGAAGUGACUACGGGUCCACUUGGGCAAGGCGUUGCUAACGCAGUCGGUCUUGCGAUUGCCUCGAAAAACUUGGCCGCCAAGUUCAACCAGCCGGGCUACGAUAUCGUUCAAUCUCGGAUCUUCUGUACCACCGGAGAUGGCUGUCUUAUGGAAGGCGUGGCUCUCGAGGCUGUGUCUCUUGCUGGCCACUUGCAACUAGAUAACUUGGUUCUCAUCUAUGACAACAACCAAAUCACAUGUGAUGGACCACUGGACUGGAUCAACACCGAAGAUGUCAACAACAAGAUGAGAGCUUGCGGAUGGUGCGUCUUGGAAAUUGACGAUGGUAACCACGAUGUAUCCAGGAUUGUUACUGCUCUCGACUUUGCCCGAUCGGUCAAAGGCAAGCCAGUCUUUAUCAACAUCAGGACGGUGAUUGGAGUCGGGACGGGAGUGGCUGGAACUGCCAAAGCACAUCACGGCGUCUUUGACAAAGACAGCGUCACCAAGUCCAAGAUCGCGGCAGGCGUUGAUCCAAACGCAACUCACCAGGUCUCUUCUCGUGCGUUGUCAUACUUCCGCGAAAGGAAAGCCCAGGGUGAGCGUCUGAAUGCUGAAUGGGAACGUCUUGUCCAGCAGUACAGCAAGGAGCACCCAGACCUAUACCGAACACUCCAGCGAAGACGAGCUGGCAACAUCAAUGAUGAAAUUUUCAAGAUGAUCGAGUCCAUGGACUCAUCUACAAUGCAGGAACUGGCCACACGUGAGUCGAACGGCUUGAUCAUGGAGAAAUUAUGGCCGCUGUGUGAGGCUCUAUGUGGAGGAGGAGCAGAUCUGGCAAACUCAAACAAGAUUUAUCAAUCGGCGACCGAUGUCUUCUUGCCCUCCCACUACGGCGGCAGAUAUAUUCGCUACGGUAUCCGCGAACAUGCCAUGGCGAGCAUAUCGAACGGCAUAGCCGCUUACAAUCACGGCACGUUCAUUCCCAUCACCGCCACGUUUUUGAUGUUUUAUCUAUAUGCAGCACCUGGUGUUCGCAUGGGAGCCUUAAGCCACCUCCAAGCCUUACACUUUGCAACCCACGAUUCGUUCGCCGAGGGUCAGAACGGUCCCACACAUCAGCCGGUGGAAGUCGACUCACUAUAUCGUGCCAUGCCCAAUAUUGUCUAUUUCCGGCCGUGCGAUGGCGAAGAAGUUCUGGCGGCGUGGAAAGCUGGACUUCUCGCCACAAAGCGACCGACUAUGGUGUCGCUGGGCCGCGAUCCAAUGGGUAUUAUUCCAGGCACAAGUCGUCAAUACGCCCUGAAAGGAGCGUACGUAUUACGGGAAAACAGUGAGGCAGACAUCACACUUGCGAGCUGUGGUACAUGCAUGCACCACGUGGUUACUGCUGCCGAUCGCCUCGAAGCCGCCGGCAUACGUACACGACUUGUCAGCGCUCCCAGCUUUGACCUUUUCGAGGAGCAGUCGGAGGAGUACAAGAAGUCUGUCUUCCCAACUGAUGGUCGACCCAUAGUAAGCGUCGAGGAGUAUGUUGCAACAACGUGGGCCAGAUAUGUGACUGGUAGCAUUGGCAUGACAACGUAUGGAUACUCUGCUUCUGGGGCGAGCAACUGCACAAGGUUUGGGCUGGAUGCCCCUGCCAUUGAACAGAAAGUACAGCGGUACUUGAAGGAAAUGAAAGGGGGGAGUGCAAGGCAAGCAGGUUGGAAAAGGCUGGACUGA